GGCGAUGGAUCUCAAUCUCGAUGCGCCUCACUCCAUGGGAACGACCAUCAUCGGCGUCACUUACAAUGGAGGUGUCGUCCUCGGAGCCGACUCACGUACCAGCACCGGGAUGUAUGUAGCGAAUCGAGCUUCUGAUAAGAUCACACAACUCACAGAUAAUGUCUACGUCUGCCGCUCUGGAUCGGCUGCUGAUUCUCAGGUUGUCUCUGACUACGUCCGUUACUUCCUUCACCAGCAUACAAUUCAGCUCGGACAACCUGCAACUGUAAAGGUUUCUGCCAACCUUAUUAGGAUGCUCGCAUAUAAUAACAAGAACAUGCUCCAAACUGGUCUCAUCGUUGGAGGAUGGGAUAAGUAUGAGGGUGGGAAGAUCUACGGGAUCCCACUUGGUGGAACUGUAGUCGAGCAACCGUUUGCCAUCGGAGGCUCUGGUUCGAGCUAUCUUUACGGGUUCUUCGAUCAGGCCUGGAAAGAAGACAUGACCAAAGAAGAAGCCGAGCAACUUGUUGUGAAGGCGGUUUCACUAGCCAUCGCCCGUGAUGGAGCCAGUGGUGGUGUCGUACGGACUGUCAUAAUCAACUCAGAGGGAGUCACGAGAAACUUCUACCCUGGCGAUAAGUUGCAGCUUUGGCACGAGGAAUUGGAGCCCCAAAACUCACUCUUAGACAUCCUAAACGCUGCUGGUCCUGAACCAAUGGCCAUUAGACUCAGUCGUAGGAACUGGACGGAGUCGGAGAGACAGAGUGAGAUGAGUAUGUUGUCAAGGAAAGCUGGUCAUGAUCUCUUUGUCUAUGGCAGUCUCCAGGAGCCCGAAGUCGUUCACGUGCUUCUUAAUCGCGUCCCUGACCGUGUCUCCGCCGUCCUCUCCGGCUUUCACAGGUUUAGACUCACAGGUCGUGUUUAUCCAACAAUUCUACCGGACGGUACCGGAGAAGUCACCGGAAAGGUGCUUAAGGGAAUAACAGAUAAUGAACUGAAAAUGUUAGAUGAGUUUGAGGAUGUUGAAUAUGACAGAAAGGCUGUUGAAGUGGUGCUGACGGAUACUUCAGAGAAGCUGCAAGUCGAAACAUAUGUAUGGAAGAACAAAGAUGAUCCGGAUCUUUAUGGAGAAUGGGAUUUUGAGGAAUGGAAACGAAAUGACAAGGAAGAUUUUGUAACAGCGACCAAGAAAUUUCUGGAAGAUAGGAGAUUACCAGAAGCUAAAACGAGGAUGGACACAUUCAAAACAUUCUUUAAGCAGGAUCUUGAGAAUGCGAAACCUCUGGACUCUUGAUGAUUCACUCUCUGAUCUUAAUUGCUGUGACUUUUGGUACUUGCACUUAUAUUAAAGUGAUUGACAAUGCUUCACUUGAAAUAAGACUUGUGGAACAAUGCUUCUUGGGAAAUUAUAAAGAAACAGAAUUUUCAUGA
Molecule: messenger RNA, 1410 nt
Organism: Arabidopsis arenosa
Lineage: Eukaryota; Viridiplantae; Streptophyta; Magnoliopsida; Brassicales; Brassicaceae
Source: the annotation of a GenBank genome assembly